AUGCUCCCUGACAAGGACGGGCCAGAUGUUGGAGGAGGUCAGAGGUCACCGGACGGAGAGGACCCCUCCGUGACUCUGUUCCGAGAAUACCUGCGCCUGAAAACGGUCCACCCAGAACCCGACUACGAUGCUGCUGUCAGAUUCCUGAGUAGAAUCGCAGUGGAACUCGAGCUUCCUCUGAAAAAGAUUGAGGUUUGUCCAGGAAGGGUUGUGUCCAUCAUGACAUGGGAAGGAACGGAGCCCCAGUUGAAGUCUGUCCUGCUGAAUUCCCACACAGAUGUUGUACCUGUUUACCAGGAACAUUGGAAGUACGAUGCUUUCAAGGCUUUCAAAGACGCAAAGGGCGACAUAUAUGCUCGGGGAUCACAGGACAUGAAAUGUGUGACGAUACAGUACAUCCAGGCAGUCAGAAAACUGAAGGCACAGGGAUGGAAACCAGCACGCACUGUGCAUUUGAUGUUUGUUCCCGAUGAAGAAGUUGGAGGUCACAAAGGAAUGGAAACCUUUGUGACGCAGCCGGAGUUUCAAAAAUUAAACAUUGGUUUUGCUCUGGAUGAAGGCCUGGCCAAUCCUGGGGAGGCAUUCACUGUGUUUUAUGGAGAGAGAAACCCCUGGUGGAUUACUAUUCACUGCCCCGGAAGUCCAGGUCAUGGGUCACGGUUUGUGGAAAACACCGCUGCUGAGAAGCUGCGGCAAGUCAUCAAUUCUUUUCUGGACUUUAGAGAGAAGGAAAAGCAACGGCUAAACACCAGUGAGUGUUUCACGCUGGGAGAUGUUACGACGGUGAAUAUGACAAUGGUCAAAGGGGGCGUGGCUUACAAUGUCAUCCCAGCUGAAAUGGACGUCAGCUUUGACCUUAGAAUACCCCCAACAGUCAAUCUACAGGACUUUGAAAGACAGAUCCAGGAGUGGUGUGCAGAAGCAGGACAAGAUAUCACUUAUGAGUUUGCCCAGAAACACAUGAACCAGAAUAUCACAUCAACAGAUGACACUGAUCCCUGGUGGAGCGCCUUCAGUGCUGCCUGCAAGUCAUUAAAUAUGACUUUGGAGAAGGAAAUCUUUCCAGCUGCCACAGACAGCCGUUUCAUCCGAGCUGUGGGAAUCCCUGCUAUUGGCUUUUCUCCCAUGAACCGCACUCCCAUUCUGCUCCACGAUCACAACGAGUAUCUGAACGAAGAAGUGUUCCUGAAAGGCAUCGGCGUGUACGAAAGGCUCAUCCCAGCUUUGACGAGCGUGCCCGCCUUAGCCGGCGAGGCUUAGACCCUCGCUGCCUUUAAUCCCUGUAGUUCACUGAUGAUGUGGAGGGUUAUUUACAGAGAUUACCAAAGAAAAAACACGUCUACCAUGAUGAGAACUUAACACUUUGAUGCUGUUCAUUGUUGAUGAUUCUCAGGAUAUGAUUAUAGCACUGUUACCUUUGCAUUCAUCAUUUCUGCAGCAGGUUUUUCACAACAUGAGAAUAUUGUGUAUCAUCUUAGUUCAUUAUCAUUUCCCCCGAUUUCUCAAAGUUUUCAUUUGUAUAGAAAAACAUCAGCUACUUUGUAAAUUAAUUUAAUAAAUCAAAGUAUUGCUUAAACUUGAUUUUUUACUGAUCAAAAAAAUUGUAAAUAAAUGCUAAGUCAUUAAAAAUGCUAUUUUCUUUGGUCAUUUCUUGGUUUUGAAUGUAGCAGUUUUGUUGGAUGCUUAACUAACAUGCAUUUGUUUUCAGUUUAAUAUAAACUAACCAGCAGGAAUCUACUUUAACUUUUAUUUUUUACUUUUAAAAAAUAAGAUGCUUGCACAAAUCAAAAACACAUUUUUCUUAGAUAUACUUCAGUGUUGUAUAUCUUCUUUGUCUUGCUGUAAUAUAAAACUGCAGAGCAAGUUUCUAGCUGUGCCAAUGUUGGGUUUACUUUAAGGGAUUGUUGGUCCUAAGACAAGAAACGCUCUUUUAUUUGAACACAGAUGAAGGUCUGUUGUGUUGUCUUCAAACGUUAAAGAAUUGUAUUUAUGGUGUUUGAUUUUAAAGGUGCUUUUAAACAAAAAACAGACUUUUGUUCAGCAACUAGUAAAACUAAGUAAGCAGUAUUUGGACGUAGAACAAACACAACCCUAUUAAGACAAUAAUGAUUACUGAAAAGAUUGAAAGAGUGUCUGAAAUAAAAAGUCUUGAUGUGAUAAUUGAUGAAAAAUUGAAAACAAAUUGCAUUUAUAAAAUCUGUUCUUUAAAAA
Messenger RNA from Oryzias latipes (Japanese medaka), 2211 nucleotides. Lineage: Eukaryota; Metazoa; Chordata; Actinopteri; Beloniformes; Adrianichthyidae. The record is from RefSeq and is a predicted model, not a curated record.